Messenger RNA from Mytilus californianus (California mussel), 987 nucleotides. Its product is annotated as dynein light chain Tctex-type 5-like. Gene Ontology annotation, biological process: microtubule-based movement. The transcript has a single exon. Bases 1 to 783 code for a protein of 260 amino acids. Gene Ontology annotation, molecular function: dynein intermediate chain binding. Gene Ontology annotation, cellular component: cytoplasmic dynein complex; cytoplasm. Lineage: Eukaryota; Metazoa; Mollusca; Bivalvia; Mytilida; Mytilidae. The record is from RefSeq and is a predicted model, not a curated record.
AUGAAAGACAAACACGAUAAGAAAAACCAACCAACAGGGCAUAAAAGCGGUCAUGGAGAUUCGGACAAAACAGAAAAGAACAGUCAUCAUUCAGACAAGCAGCAUGCCCAUUCCGACAAGCAGCAUGUCCAUUCAGAAAAGCACCAUGCCCAUUCAGAUAAACAUCAUGCCCAUCCAGAUAAACAUCAUGCGCAUUCAGAUAAACACCAUGACAAACAUCAUUCCCACCACGAGAAGCACCAUGCUCUAAAAGGGGCGACAAUAAAUGCUACUUCUGCCCAUUCUUCACAUCCAGUUCGUCAUAGAACCAAGAGUUUUAGCAGAAAAGAUACCGCACAUUCUAUAGGACAUGGGUCAGUCAAAGGUCACAGCCACAAGGACCAUGACAGAGGUAGUGCAUCAUCUACAGGUGACCUCCAACCAGAAGUUAAAUAUGAAAAUACAUAUAAAAUGAUACCGGACUAUAGAUUCUUGGAUGCCCAAGUCAAGCAAAUAAUGCUGACCGUGUUUCAUGAAAACGUCAAAGAUAACCUUUACGAUAAUUCUUCUAUGGGACAGAAAUGUAAACUUGCAAGUGAAAUAAUAAAAGAGAAGGUAAAAUCUUUAAAUAUGCAACGGUUCAAAUUUAUUUGUCAUGUAUUAGCAGUACAAAGGGCAGAUCAGAGCAUGGUGAUCACAUCUCGAUGUUUAUGGGAUCAAAGGUUUGACAAUUCUUCCACAGUAACUGUUAAACGUGAUGAUUAUAGUGUUAUCGGUAUGGUUUUUGCUGUUUAUGCAGAAUGAUAUAUAUCACUUUCAUAUCUAUAUUUGCUUUCGCUUAUUUGGUGUUCAGUGAUUAAUAAAUGAAGUGCUGUAAACAAACGGAUUCUGUUACAUUUCUUUUCCAUUCAAAUUUCUACACCGACUUCCUAAACAAACUUUGUCCGCUGCCUAAAAUGGAUGGUUAUGGAGACAUUUUCCGCUGCCUAAAAUGGAUGGUUAUGGAGA